Messenger RNA from Penaeus vannamei (Pacific white shrimp), 374 nucleotides. The record is from RefSeq and is a predicted model, not a curated record. Lineage: Eukaryota; Metazoa; Arthropoda; Malacostraca; Decapoda; Penaeidae.
GACGCAAGGACCAGGGUGGUCGAGGAGAAACCCUCCGCCCUGAAACGUCGUCACUAAAGAAACACAAAAAAUACAGUGUCGGGGAUCGGUUCAUACAUCUACUUCAGAGUCGUUCCAAGCGCAGUAAGCAGCAGCCUUCUCUAACUGCCAAUUUACUGCUAGUUGUGUUUGGGCCUAUGACAGAGUCCCAAGGCAAGAUUUCGAGAAGCCUGAGAAAGAAGAUGGUUCCUGAAAAGUAUGUUAGAAUGAUACAAGAAAUGUACAGGAAUGCAGUGACCAGGAUGAGAAGCAGUGUUGGAGAGACGGAUGGCUUUGAGGUAAAAGUGGGACUACAUCAGGGUCGGCACUUAGCCCGUUUAUCUUCAACAUCGUGA